Molecule: messenger RNA, 1500 nt
Organism: Emericellopsis cladophorae
Lineage: Eukaryota; Fungi; Ascomycota; Sordariomycetes; Hypocreales; Bionectriaceae
Exons: 2
Coding region: 1-1500 (499 amino acids)
Biological process (GO): DNA replication, synthesis of primer
Cellular component (GO): alpha DNA polymerase:primase complex
Source: RefSeq, a predicted model, not a curated record
AUGUUGCGCCAACACGACCGCGUUGAGCCCAAAAGACGCAAUGUCGUCGAUCACCGCAAGAAGCAAUUCGCGACGCCCCAAUACAAGCAUGCCGAGUAUCCCCACCGUCUCAACUUCUACAUCGAUGCGCCCACCGCCGACAUCACCUUGGAGCAAUUCGAGCAAUGGGCCAUUGAUCGCCUGCGCGUGCUCGGCGAGCUGGAAGCGUGCUCCUUUCGCAACAAGUCACCUGCAGAGACUGCAACGCACAUGAAGCCCAUCCUGGACAAGUACCUACCCUUGGACUCGAACAGCUCUGCAUCCGGGAAAUUGGCCUUGCAAAGGCAGAAGGAUCACUACAGCCAUUUCAUUCUACGCCUUGCCUUUGCCUCAACGGAGGAUCUUCGCCGACGAUUCACACGCGUCGAAUCAAUGCUGUUCCGCAUGCGGUUUCACACCGACGACGUGAGCGAGCGAGCAGCCUUUGUCAGUGGACUGAACCUGGACUGGUGGGAGGCAGUGAGCGAGGAGGAGAAGGUGCAAUACGCCGAAGAGCUCGCUGCCAUGCUCCCCAUGCGGAAGACCAUCGAGGACGAAAGUUGGUUCAAGGUGGAUUGGGAGCGCGUGCCGGACCUUGUCGAGCAGCGGCGUGUCUUCCUCAAGCGAGGCAAGGCGUUUGUACCGGGUCGCGAGCAACAGUCCAUGGUCGUCUCCGAGUUCACGACAAGACUUGAGAAGCAGCUCGAACUCACCGCGCGCGCCUUGCCUCGGCUGGACGAAGACGAUCGCCUCAAACCCAUCCUCACACAUUUAUCCAAGAACUUCAUCACGCCAGAUGCCUCCUACGUGGCGGGCUCGACCGCUCCCGAGGGGGCUAACAUCACGGCAGCCAACAUUGACAACCUGUCACAGCACUUUCCAGCCUGCAUGUCGCAUCUCCACCGCUCACUACGGCGAGAUGGACAUCUCAAGCACUAUGGUCGCCUCCAGUACACACUCUUUCUCAAGGGUAUCGGCCUUAACCUCGAAGAGUGUCUUGUCUUUUGGCGACAAGGACUCCGGCACAAGACGGACGACGAAUUCAACAAGGAGUAUCGCUACAACGUACGCCACGCGUAUGGCGAGGUCGGUGGUGAUUCGAAUCGGCGCGGCGGUGGCUACUCGCCAUUCAGCUGCCAAAAGAUCCUCACAGAGCACCCGCCUGGCCCAGGCGAGGCACAUGGCUGUCCAUAUAGGCAUUUCAACAUGGAGAAUCUGGCGACGCUAGUGCAGGGCAUGGGCGUGAACGAUCGAAGUGUGAUGCAGGGCAUCAAGGAGGACAAGGAUGGUCAAAAGUUCCACAUGGCGUGUAACCGUGUCUUUGAGCACGUGCACAAGGCGGAGAUCCGCAAGGCCAAAGACCAGGGCGUCAUGACGGCGAACCAACUCGAGACGAUUGUCCACCCCAAUGAGUAUUUCAAGCGAAGCUAUUUAUUGAAGAACCUGGCAAAAGAAACGACCGAUGUCGAGAUGGAGGGCUAA